ACUAGUGUCACUUACUCGGAGCCUAUCGCAUUUUACGGUGAUAGUAUGACUUGGUGGUAACUAUUUUUAAGACGAUGAUAUACGCUUUACGGUAGCUAACUAUUGUCAGACAAUUGAGGUAACUUCAAAGAUUUUGAAAGCAGAUAAUUACACAGAAGAAGGUUAAAGUGUUAACGUAUUAUGUUCAAAUAAGGUGCAAUUUUGAGGCUUUAGACAUUCAUCUUGUGACAGUGCGAGCGUUCGCAUCGUGGAAGUGUAUCUUUUAAGUCAACAUUAACAAGUAAACAGAGGAUACCUAGUACUAACUUAUCUAACUUUUUAUAAAUUGAAAAUGAUUCAUCGGAAAAUGAGAAUGAAUUCUACAAACGUGUCGGAGGAGUCGGACAGCUAUUCUGAAGUUGAGGAUCACGUUGAUGUGGAAUCUGAUGGCCAUGAUGUAUCUGGAACAGCGGCUGAUCUAAGAAUUCAGGAACGUCUUCAAGGUGUAACUGGCGAUCACAGCAAUCACAACAUCCCCCAAAAAGGCUCAAACUGUGACGUGUGUACGAAACAUUCUGAAAAAGUUACAAAACCGGCAGUUAGACCUUCAUUUUUAAUAACAGACAUUUUAUCAGACACUAAACGCACAGAGACUGAAACAGACACUUCGGUGGUCAAUACACCGUGUACUCCGUGUACUCCGUGCACACCGUGUACACCGUUAACACCCGUAUCACAUACAAUUGACAUUCAUAAAACAGCUGCAAUAUUAGCUCAAAGACAGUCUUCUACAUCAUCGAGAUUGUUGUUAUCCCCUUCAGAGAGAUGUGAGUCACCAGUUUCAGAUGAUGAGUCAAGAGAAGGCAGUCCAUCUCCAUUGUCAGAGAAUGAUUCUUCUAAAUCUAGUAAGAAGGCAAGGAAAGCCAGAACUGCAUUUACAGACCACCAGUUGAACUCACUCGAAAAGAGUUUUGAAAGACAGAAAUACCUCAGCGUACAAGACAGAAUGGAAUUGGCCGCAAAACUGAGCCUUUCUGAUACUCAAGUGAAAACUUGGUAUCAAAAUAGAAGAACUAAAUGGAAGCGUCAGACUGCAGUUGGCUUGGAACUACUUGCAGAGGCCGGGAGUUAUUCCAAUAUCCAACGCAUGAUACAAGCUAGUCCAUAUUGGGCUUCGUAUCCCACAUCUCACAGUCACAAUCCUGCUCUUCUGUCUGGUAUUGACUCUUUGUAUUACAGACAGGGCGUCUCUCCUCUUUCUUCACACAGACAACUCGUCUCUAGAAUGUAUCUUCAGGGCAUGGGACACAUUGCGUAGACAAUUUACAUUUGUGCGACCUUGAUAAUUGUUAUCUACUAUAGAUACAUUAAUUUAUCAAAGAUGUAAGUUCCAUACAUAACGCAUAAAAACAAGAACAACAAGAAAAUAUGUGCUACUAUCUCGAUCUAUAUGUAUAUGUAUUAGGAAAAUUGUAAUUGGCUUUAAAUAUUUGUUUACAGUGAAGUUUGUGAAGACAGGACAAGUAUAUUAACAUUUAAUGUUAGAAAAAAUCUAUUCAUUUUAUAGUGUUCAAAUUGUUAAAAUUUGUAUUUAUUAUUUAUAUAAGUAGCAAGCAAGUUCUAUGACAUGUUGUGCAAUUUUCAUAGAUAAAUUUUGUCAGAAAUGCUUUUACUUUACAUGGUAUAUUGUGUUCUAAAAACUAAUUUAUAUUGCAUCGACAUUUCAACAUGUCAAGUACAGACUGGCUAGAAGUUCUCCCGCUUAAAACUUUGACAUUUCUUGCAAAGUAUUUGACUUAAACUUUCUAGUUUGUGACACAGUAGUAAACAUUUUGACGAAAGAGAGUUUUCUUGACGGUAGUGAACUUUGUAUUUAUUAUUUUGCAUAUUUUGAACAAUGCUGGAAAGCGUAAGAAAUACUGUUUUACUGACUUACUUUGGUAAUUCCCAGUGUAAUGAUAGGGCUUUAGAUUUUAUAUCAAAUGUGAAUUGGAAAGAGAUGAUAGUUUUUCCAAAUGUAAAUGUUUCAUGUGUAUUAAUUUAUGUGCUUCACAUCCAUUUAUAUUUUAUUGUUGUUAAAAUGAUAACACUUUCAACGUGGGAAAAGGAAAUUAAAAUAUUAUAAAUUAUAA
Messenger RNA from Mercenaria mercenaria, 2111 nucleotides. Its product is annotated as barH-like 2 homeobox protein. Gene Ontology annotation, molecular function: DNA-binding transcription factor activity, RNA polymerase II-specific; DNA binding. Gene Ontology annotation, biological process: regulation of DNA-templated transcription. The coding region runs from base 332 to 1297 and encodes 321 amino acids. The record is from RefSeq and is a predicted model, not a curated record. NCBI's taxonomy places the organism in Eukaryota, Metazoa, Mollusca, Bivalvia, Venerida, Veneridae. The transcript has 3 exons.